AUGCCACGUUCAUCGGCUACGGCUAGGAAGAAUCAGAGCAAUCGGAAUGAGAACGGCGCAAGUUCCGGAAAGAAAGUGGCCAAGCAGAAAUCUAAUGGACAUCUGAAUGGCAGUCUCAACGGCGGCUCUACCCCCGGUUCUGUUUCCUCUUCUCAGGUCGACCUGCCUUCGUCUCGCUCUACCAGCGACUCAGCCAUCGCUCCCGCCGCAGCCGCAUCGUCCAAUCUCAACGGAAUUUCGGAUAGCUCCAAAGAGGAUUGCAAUGGGCGCGAGAAAUUGAAUGGAUACACCAAGGGCAACGCUGAUAUGUCGUAUGUGCAGACCAACGGGGCCGGCUCGCAGAAUGGUGGCGAUCAUGCAGGACAGGCUUCGCAUCGUACCGACAAGUCGGCGACCGGGGCCAAGAGGUCAACUUCGAAUGCUUCGAUCAAUCCGCUUCAACUCGCAUCGACCAUCCUCAAGUCUUGCCCCAUGUACGACACGAUCGCGAUCCUGAUUUUUCUCCUGCAGCUCCCGCCUAUGGUUCUGACUCUGGUUCAAUUCCUCUUCGCCUCGUUGACCUUCAUGCCUCCCAGCGGUGCGUCGGCUGGUUCCUUGUCGUCCAACUUCGAUAUCUUCCAGGGGCCGGCCGGGACGCCUUCUCUCAGUACUAUGAUCGCGAUGGAUGGGUUCUGUCUCCUCAUCUGGGCUUUGCUCAUGUGGACCUGGGCGCAAAACUUUGCGCUUGACUUGGCCCACGUUCAGGUCGCCAUCACGCUGGGGGGCGGUGGGUCUGGGAAAAAUGGGGGUGUCAAUACCCUCUGUGUCGGUAUAGUUCUUAUAUUGCAUCUGAUUCGCAGCAAAGGUAUACAGGAUUUUGUUAUAGGCCAUCUGCUUUCUUCAAACAUCAUCAGUCCCGAUCUUUUAGCGCAAUACUCACAUCUUCUGCCUACGGAGUUCCGACGCACGGAGUCGCAGACGUCACCCAGCUGGAUUCGAAGCUUGCUCGCCGUCCAUAUUCUGGCACAGGCUGGCACGGCCAUGGCAAGACGUUCAAUGGCCAAGAACCGAUCGCCUAAUCCACCGCGCCCGGGCAAACGGGUCGACACCGAAGCGUCCGCCGGUUCACAGACGCAAAUAGAUUCUGCAUUCGAAUCGGGAGCCAGCGUUUCUUCUUAUCUGGGCCCUGAUGGACAACUGAUUACCCCGACGGCACACAAGGAUGGCAGGGAUCGAUUACUGUCGGCAAAGAAACGAAGGAGACAGGCAAACCAGGUUCGAAGCCGGCAGCCAUUCUGGGCUGCGCUGGCAAGUACAAAGGUCACAGUCAUGAGGGAGUACGAACAUUCUAGGGCAUUGUCGAAGACCGCUCGCGGUCUGCCAAUGACCGAGAACGAUCUUCAGGGUGUUUCUUUUGAUGAUGGACUGGUAUGGAUUACUGAUGUCGAUGCUUCGACCAUCAAAUUUGCCGCCGGGGAUUUCGCUUCAGCAGAUGAUUCCGGCCUUUCGGGCGCUUGUGAAGAUGGACGCUUGGGAAAUGAGGAAAUAGAACCGUUCUACGUCUGUGUGAAUGGUGCCCUUUGGGCCACCGCCACGAUUUCUAGGGUGCCGGAUGCGCAAAAAGGGUCGGGUAUGGUUCAUUGGCGGGGCGAGGUAUCUGGCCUGGCUCCUAAUUGUGCUUAUACUUGCUCUUUCAUGCGAAGUGAUACCGAUGAAGAGAUCUGCGCCAUUAGUGUCAAAACACCGGUGACGAAUGACACCGAACAGUUUUCUUUGGUAUCUCCUCCGCCGCAGCCGUCCUAUCGCCCCUCGUCCCCAACUACCACGCUGAAGAAUUCCAUCGUCAAUGCGGAAGCCAAGUUGAACGAGAAGCGCUCUCGGUUGAGGAAGGCUAAAAAUGAUCACAAGCUUAUUAUUUCCAAAAUCCGGAAGGAGCUCGACAACUAUAACCAUCGUCUACACAGCGGAACGGAUGAGAAUCGACAGAAACAGCGCUCGCUACAGUUGGAGAGGAAUAUUCGGCAAACAGAAGAGGCCACUGCUCUGCUCGAGGGCCAGCUGGACAGUUUAGAGAACAUCCCCGAAGAAGAGCUUCGAGAGUGGUCGGAUCAGAAAGCCAAGUACGAUCAGGAACUGCAGCUACUCAACUCAGCAAAGGAAGAGCUUGUCUCCGCUCGGUCCGCUGUUGCGCGUGAGGUCUCUUCCUUGGAAUCUGACUUGGGUUCUACGGUUCAGCGACGGGAGCGUCUCCAGAGCCGCCGUACCAGGGUCAACGAACAGUACGAGAGAAUUGUCUCGGCCAACGCGCAGGGCCUCAAUGAACGGGAACGUCGGGCUGCAGAGCAGUUUGCCAGGGAGCAAGAUCAGGCGAAACUCGAAGCCAAUUUCAAUGAGCAGUUUGGGAGUAUCGGGCAAUCUGUGCAGGAGUACCAGUUGCGCGCGCAGCAGAUCUGGCAACAAUGUGAUGCAAUCGAGCAGGCCAUACAACAACAGCAGCAGCGAAUGCUUCUGGAUUCUGCUCCUCUGACCCCCGAGGGCAAUCUGCCUGGGACGAAUCCGUUCUCCGAGACGUCUGCCUUGCCUUUGGGCGCAUUGACAUCGACAGCACCUAACAGCAGAUCACUGCUCGGACUCAGCUUUCCCGCGAUCAAGUCCAGCCCGCUCCAGACGAUAUCUUCCGCGCUCGAUGCAUCGUCCUCGCAUCCCACCAGCCCAGUACAACCGCCGUCGUUUUUGAACUUCCCGGCAUCUCCACUGGUUAACGCCACUUCCCAUCUGGAUUCGGAUUUCACGUAUCGUGACCGGUCAUUCUCCAACCGAUCAGCCCGCAGCAGUCUCUACGGCUCCGAAUUUCUGGACUCAAGCCGCCGCCAGCCUUUCCAGAUCGACCUGCCUGAGCUGCUUGGUGAGAAGAGAAAUUCCGGAUCCGACAGCACUGCCUUGAAAUCGGGCUUGAGACCCGUCUCCAGCCCAUUUCAACGGGCAGGUAGCCGAGGAAGUGGCAGCGGAAGCAAUGGAAGCGGUGGAAGCGGUAGCGGAAGUGGCAGCCCUAGCUCUGCGUACGGCAAGCCCAACUAG
Molecule: messenger RNA, 3057 nt
Organism: Aspergillus clavatus NRRL 1
Lineage: Eukaryota; Fungi; Ascomycota; Eurotiomycetes; Eurotiales; Aspergillaceae
Product: putative ubiquitination network signaling protein
Exons: 2
Coding region: 1-3057 (1018 amino acids)
Source: RefSeq, a predicted model, not a curated record